Molecule: messenger RNA, 1446 nt
Organism: Symbiodinium natans
Lineage: Eukaryota; Dinophyceae; Suessiales; Symbiodiniaceae
Source: the annotation of a GenBank genome assembly
AUGGCCUCGGCAUCCCGGCACCCUUCUGGAGGGCCCGUCCGGAGGAGGCAGUGGCAGCGGGGGCUCAGCUCCUGGCUUUGUCUCGUUCAGGUUGUUGGCUCCCUGCCGUUGAUCGGCGCGGCCAAGGGCGCAGACUACUAUGCCAUUCUGGGCGUCCCCAGGAAUGCAGACCAGGCAGCCAUAAAGAAGGCAUAUCGCGCGAAGUCUUUGGAGUACCAUCCGGACAAGUGCUCUGACGACAAGGAGCAGUGCCAAACCAAGUUCAUCGAGGUGUCCACAGCCUACGAGGUCCUCAGCGAUGCCGAGAAGCGGAAGGUCUACGACCAGCACGGCGAAGAGGGCCUCAAGGAAGGGCACCAAUCCAACGAACAGGCGAAAGCCAUGUUUCGGCAGUUCUUCGGUCGUGAACCAGAUGGCAACGUAAGGAUCGUCCGCCAAGGAGGCCAAAUGAUGUUCAUGGAAGAAGGUGAGCCUGGACCGAAGGAGGAUAUCUACGGCAACACCAAUGUCACCGAGAUGACUUCCGACCUGUACAAGUCUCAGAUCAACGACCGCAUCGAGCCCUGGAUUGUUCAGUUUUACAAGCCGAACAACGAUGAGUCUCGAGAGGUGCGAGAGGAGUACAUCAAGUUUGCCGACACUUUCAAGGACUUCCUGAACAUCGGCGCCGUCAACUGCCGGCAACAGCGCGAUGUGUGCAGCAAAGCCUCCAUAAACGAGUUUCCUGCCUUCCGUUGGUUCGGCGAGGACAAGGACUCCGCUCCCGAGAUCUUUAGCGAGGGCACUCCCUCCUCCAAGAAUCUGGGCAAGUGGGCCAGCGCCAUGAUGCCCGACUACACACAGGUCUUGCAGGACAAGCGCGAGCUGCGGAAGUGGCUUGACAACGUCAAGGGGCCACACAUCCUGCUGUUUACUGACAAGAUGGGCUCUCCCCCAAUGUGGAAGGGAUUGAGCCGAGAGUUCAAUGGGCGAGCCUCCCUCGCCACAGUGCCGCGCUGCGACAGGACCGGCGUCUUCAAGACACCCCUGCAGCGAGAGUACGACGUCAGGAUACCUCAAGUUGUGAGGAUUGACCCUCUCGAUGAGAUUGGGAAGGUGGUUGAGAAGUUUAGCAUGACCUUGAAGAAGGAGUCCCUCAACCUUUGGUUUAUGAAGGCCAUUGCUCUUGGAAAGAAGGCUGGACCUCAAGCCACUUUCAAAGAGCUGUCGCGCGAGCGCCUUGAGGCGGGCGACUGCGGGCCGACAGACAGCCAGUUCUGCUUCUUGUGGCUCAAGGCCGGUGCAGACCCGGCUGUGGAGGAGGCCACACGGCAGCUGGCGCAGAAGUACCGGCGAGAUCCCAUCAAGGGGGGUCAGAAGACCUUCUCACAGUGCCUCGAGCUUGCUAACUUGAUGAAUGCCCCUUAUGCACUUGAGGUUGUGGCAGUAAUUGGCACACGCGCCUAG